GAGACGAAAAAGGGCAACUUUGUUCCAAUCGGACGUGAUGAUAUUCUAACAAGUGCCCUUGGAACAGCUGAGCAUGGUGGCCAAGUUCGUGGUGUUGGACGAGGUGCUACAUUUAGCAAUUAUUUUGGAAGGGCUUCAAGGUCAUCAUCGAAUACAAAUGUCACUGAGCAGCUCUCACAACUAGAAGAAAAACUUAGAGCUGAAUUUGAAGAGAAGAUGGCUGAAGAGCGUCAAUUGAUGCAAAAGACAAUGAUGGAGACUCUUAAAUCUGUCGGUUUCUCUCAAAACGCCUCCCCUACAAAGCAAGUGGUUGACGAUUCUUCUCCAAAACAUGUUGCAGGGAACUAUGACAGUAUGAAAGCUAGUUGUUCUGCUGCACCAACAAACAUUAAAGAGGACUUAGAUAAUGGUGUAGACUCGGUUCAAAAAUUGUUAUGCAUGAUUGUCAAAAGGAAAACAUAUUUGCCCAUACAGCUGGAACAUGAUAAGAUUGUCAAGAAUUUUAAGAUGUCGCCAAAGUAUAUGAAAGACUUGUUGGUGGGUGAUAAUUGGCUUGACUUAUCAAUUCUACAGCUUUGGUGCACGUAUAUGCAACGUGUUUCCAUAGACACAAAAAAAUCAGAUUUGUUUGCAUUUUUGGACCCGGUUCAAUUGAGUUUUGCAUCAAAGCCAGUUUCACUUCAAAAGGCGGGUAAACAAUACAUUCAAAAUAAUUUGCGUGAUCUAAACAAAGUGUGCUACUUAGCACCACAUCUUUUUGACGGGCAUUGGCAAUUAAUAAUUAUGUGUCCUAUGGACAAUGUUAUAGUUUGUCUUUGUUCAUUACACCGUAAGAUACCUGAGGCAGCGAGGAAUUUUUUUACAGAUGCUUUUAAAGUUCAUCAAUUGGCAACUUUUGGUAAUAGAAAGAAGGCUACAUGGAUUUUUCCCAAAACAAGGCGACAACCUAACGGUAAUGACUGUGGAUAUUAUGUAAUGAAGAACAUGCUUGACAUUGUCACCGCUAGUAUUACAAAGAAUUGGAUGGAGGUGUUCGAUGAUCCCACGUCAUUAACUGAGGAGGAGAUGUAUGAAUUGCGAAACAACUGGGCUACUUGUUUUCUUGACCUGUACAAUCCCGAGGUAGAUUAUGUUGUUUCCGAUGAUGAGGUUUAGGAGCUAGCUAGUUACAAUAGAUUGACAUUGACUAGGAUGUUUUGAAUUGUAAUG
Molecule: messenger RNA, 1209 nt
Organism: Trifolium pratense (red clover)
Lineage: Eukaryota; Viridiplantae; Streptophyta; Magnoliopsida; Fabales; Fabaceae
Exons: 6
Coding region: 217-1155 (312 amino acids)
Biological process (GO): proteolysis
Molecular function (GO): cysteine-type peptidase activity
Source: RefSeq, a predicted model, not a curated record